AUGCCUCGCCCGGGCAGGAACACGUACAGCGACCAGAAGCCGCCCUACUCCUACAUCUCGCUGACGGCCAUGGCCAUCCAGAGCUCGCCGGAGAAGAUGCUGCCCCUGAGCGAGAUCUACAAGUUCAUCAUGGACCGCUUCCCCUACUACCGGGAGAACACGCAGCGCUGGCAGAACUCCCUGCGCCACAACCUCUCCUUCAACGACUGCUUCAUCAAGAUCCCGCGCCGGCCCGACCAGCCGGGCAAGGGCAGCUUCUGGGCGCUGCACCCGAGCUGCGGGGACAUGUUCGAGAACGGCAGCUUCUUGCGGCGCCGCAAGCGCUUCAAGGUGCUCAAGUCCGACCACCUGGCCCCCAGCAAGCCCGCGGACGCCGCCCAGUACCUGCAGCAGCAGGCCAAGCUGCGGCUCAGCGCCCUGGCGGCCGGCGGCACCCACCUGCCGCAGAUGUCCGGCUACAGCCUGGGGGUCUCCCAGCCCUCCGGCUUCAAGCACCCCUUCGCCAUCGAGAACAUCAUCGCCCGCGAGUACAAGAUGCCGGGCGGGCUGGCCUUCUCCGCCAUGCAGCCCAUGCCGGCCGCCUACCCGCUCCCCAACCAGUUGACUACGGUGGGCAGCUCCAUUGGCACCGGCUGGCCCCACAUGUACAGCCCCAGCAUGAUAGACACGGCCACCCCCAUCUCCAUGGCCAGCAGCGAUUACAGUGCCUACGGGGUGCCCCUCAAGCCCCUGUGCCACGGGGGCCAGACUUUGCCAGCCAUCCCGGUGCCCAUCAAACCCACCCCGGCGGCGGUGCCGGCCCUGCCGGCCCUGCCAGCGCCCAUCCCCACCAUCCUCUCGAACUCGCCCCCCUCGCUCAGCCCGACCUCGUCCCAGACAGCCACCAGCCAAAGCAGCCCCGCGACGCCCAGCGAGACCCUGACCAGCCCCGCCUCGGCCCUGCACUCGGUAGCCGUGCACUGA
This is a messenger RNA of Malaclemys terrapin pileata, 963 nucleotides long. It is a transcript of the gene FOXB1, whose product is annotated as forkhead box B1. Gene Ontology annotation, biological process: cell differentiation; anatomical structure morphogenesis; regulation of transcription by RNA polymerase II. The record is from RefSeq and is a predicted model, not a curated record. Gene Ontology annotation, molecular function: RNA polymerase II cis-regulatory region sequence-specific DNA binding; DNA-binding transcription factor activity, RNA polymerase II-specific. NCBI's taxonomy places the organism in Eukaryota, Metazoa, Chordata, Testudines, Emydidae. The coding region runs from base 1 to 963 and encodes 320 amino acids. The transcript has a single exon.